This is a messenger RNA of Siniperca chuatsi (mandarin fish), 2094 nucleotides long. It is a transcript of the gene svopb, whose product is annotated as SV2 related protein b. Gene Ontology annotation, biological process: transmembrane transport. Gene Ontology annotation, cellular component: membrane. The coding region runs from base 61 to 1701 and encodes 546 amino acids. The record is from RefSeq and is a predicted model, not a curated record. Lineage: Eukaryota; Metazoa; Chordata; Actinopteri; Centrarchiformes; Sinipercidae. The transcript has 16 exons. Gene Ontology annotation, molecular function: transmembrane transporter activity.
UGCACUGGCAGGUACGACCAAAACGCUGGUGUAUUGUGUGAUGAAAACACUAAGACUGAAAUGUACAAGCGGAGCAGAACAGCCAAGAUCGCUUACAAGUGGUCGAAAAAUCCUGAACUUAGGGAAGAGGCAAGUUUUGUGGGUUGCAGCGAUGAAGACCAGGUCACAGACAAUGAGAUCUGCACUGUGGCCUCUGCAAGAGUUGACUCAGGGGGAAGAGAGUCCACAUCCAGAUCUGGACUUGAUAAAACUGAAGAAACCUUUACAGUGGACGAGGCACUGGAGGCCAUCGGCUUUGGAAAGUUCCAGUGUAAAAUCUUUCUCCUCACUGGACUGUCAUGGGUAGGAGACGCCAUGGAGAUGAUGAUCCUCAGUAUCUUGGGCCCCCAGCUGCAUUGUGAGUGGAGGCUGCCCAGCUGCAAAGUGGCUCUCAUAACAUUGGUGGUGUUUCUCGGGAUGGGGUUUGGUUCACCUCUAUGGGGGAAUGUGUCAGACAAGUAUGGCAGAAAAGUAGGUCUGAUGAUUUGUAUGUGCUGGUCUCUGUACUACAGCCUGUUGAGUGCCUUUGCUCCAGUGUAUGGCUGGCUCUUGGUCCUGCGGGGCCUCACAGGCUUUGGCAUCGGAGGAGCUCCUCAGUCGGUGACACUGUGCUCAGAAUUCCUCCCAGUGAAGUCAAGAGGCACCUGCCUCAUGAUGUUUUCGGCAUUCUGGGCAAUUGGUUCUGUGCUAGAGGUCCUCUUGGCAUUGUGGACAAUGCCCACUCUUGGCUGGAGGUGGCUGACCGGCCUGUCCACUAUACCAGCGACAAUCUUUGUUUGCGUCUGCUUUUGGCUGCCUGAAAGUCCUCGUUUUGACGUGCUGGCGGGAAAACCAGAGAAAGCUGUGGCAACGUUAACACGCAUAGCCAAAGAGAAUGGCAAGGCCAUGCCAGAAGGGAAGAUUAUUGCCCAUAUACAGAAUGACCGUGGGUGGAUCAAAGAUCUCUUCACUCCUCAGUAUUGGAGAACUACUCUUCUUCUGUGGUUUAUAUGUUUUGCAAAUGCCUUCUCCUAUUAUGGAAUAGUCCUGUUGACUACUGAGCUGUUCCAAACUGGACGUUCAUGUGAGGCGACCGAAGGUGCCAAGAUUGAACCGAGCUGUAGUGUGAAAUGCAAAUAUUUGACAUCAGCUGAUUACAAAGACCUUUUAUGGACAACCAUGGCUGAAUUCCCAGGUCUUUUUGUUAUCCUUCUGGCAGUUGACCGUAUUGGCAGGAAGAAGAGCAUGGCUCUGUGUUUCUUCGGGUUUUCUUUGUGCAUUCCUCCCUCAGUUGCUUGUAUUGGGAGGACAGCUCUUACAAUCUUCAUCUUUAUUGCCAGAGCCUUCAUCACUGGAGGAUACCAAGCUACUAUUGUUUACACAACAGAGGUGUUCCCUACAGAAAACAGAGCCUUAGCAAUGGGGAUUUCCAGUGGGAUGUCCAGGUUGGGUGCCCUGAUUACCCCCUUUGUGGCACAGGUGGUGCUCAGGACAUCACAGUAUUUGACCGUGUCGGUGUACUGUGGCUGUAGUCUGCUGGCUGGUGUUGCAUGCUUGAUCCUGCCCAUUGAGACAUUGGGCAGGGGUCUGCAGGAGUCCAAUCUUGACCAGGAGGCCGGAGAGCAGACCACCACCACAACCAGCCUGUCAAAUAGUACAACACACUCCUCGGACCAGAAGUAGAUCAGCGAGGAGGAAUGAAAGAAAAUGGAACAGAAAGAAUAUUUUGUAAACUCCCAGGCUGCUGCAGACUCCACAGUUGCCUGUUUAACUAUGGACUGAAUCCUCUGAGCGAUGAUGGGUGAAGAACAACAGGGGACAAUCACAUUACAGGCAGGGAGUGAUAAUUGAGGGUAGGCCUACUUCCCAUGUCUAAUGAGAGCGGAAGCACACUCUCUUCCAUCUAGGUCGUGAGAAGCAACAGAGGGACAUUUUGGAAAAUGAUGAUGCACUGUGCAGGCUCUGCUUAGAGCUACACAGUUCAAGCCUUGCCCUCAAGAGACUGAGGAUUUUGGAUAAAAAUGACUUAUUGUAUGAAGCCACAUGCCUUUUACUAAUUAAAGUUGUUCAGUCUGC